UCGAACGUUGCGUAUCGAGAAAAAAGCCGGUAUCCACCUUCUGCGUACAAAAAUCCGAUACAGUGUUGUUUUGUCUCAGAUAUAAAGGCCGACGCGUACUAUACAAGGCUUGUCUGCACCCUAGAGUCAUGGAGAGCGUAUACCGACUACUUAUCGCACUAUCUAUCUACCUGGUGGCUGUGUCAUCAGCGCCGCAAGACAGCGCUGUCACUGACGCCUUACCCCCACCAGAAGACACCCACCCUCGUCUGGCCAGAGAACCAGAGAGCCUACCAGUCACUAUUGGUAGAGAAUCACUGGACAGUCCGGUCACCAUCGGCGCCAUCAAUGUAGAUAAUGAAGCCACCACCCAGUACCCAACCUCAUUUGACAACCAAAGACAAAGAGAAGAGUAUCCAACCGAGACGACAGCCGCCACAGAUAACACAGAAGUGGAAACCACAGAGCUCAUUCAGGUGAAGCCUAAAGCAAAAUUUCCCUCGCCUCGGUACAUCUCUAAGUUGAGCUAUUUUAAAAAAUCUGAGGAGAUCGAGGGGUCUCCAUUGAACAAUUUCCUGGAGAGGACAGGCAAGAGGAAGUUCAGGUCCAGAUGCAGGUGUGAAAAGAUCUGGAACUGUCCCAAGCUGCAGAUCACGGUGCCCCGGUGUCCGGACGAAUAUUUCUUAUGUUGUUUCUAGUUGUUAAGAUAUGACGUUAGGAUUUUCAAUUGAUGUCGCCAUUUGGACUGAUAAGUCAGUUAUUGUAUUUCUGUGUUGAAUGAGUCUUGGAGUUAAACUAAUAAGCUGUUGAAGUCAAAUAGGAUUCGUUUUUAAGUAAACGAAAAACAGACAGAUUACCAAUAACUAUCUAAAGUUUUCAUAUCCAAUACGAUGAAUACAAUGAAUGGACUUAUUAAUAUAAAAUGCUGAAAAUAAGCAAUCCUCAUUAUUGUGAGGUCAACUUGUAGUUCACAAAUCCUUAUCUAGAAUACUUAGAUAAGAGAUUUGUUAAUUAAUUUUGGGUAUAUUUUUUAUUUAUGUAAUUAUUUCAUAAGUACACAAAUUGAGAUCGCCGAUGAAUAACUUCGUAACUGCGCUUACAAUAUUGUUCUUCGAGAGGCUUUUUACCUUCAAACUUGUUAAAGGUCUACUAAGAUAUUCAAAUAGGUUUGUUUUCAAACUAGAAACAAGUCAAACAAAAUUCGGAAUCCGGUACUUAAAUAACUUAUAAUUAGCACUAAGUAAAUAAUGUUCAACAAUAUUUAAGCACGUUUCGGAUUUUAUCUGCGACGUUUGACGACAUUCCAUAAUUUAAUUUCCUUCUUUAGCUUCGUUUAUAAUGUUCUUGGUUAUAACUAGUGAUGAAAAAUAACUCGCCAGUUUCAAUUUUAAAUGUAAAAAUUAGAAGAUGCCUUGUAAGAAAUCCUUGCAUGUAUUUUAGUAUUUUUGAAUGGUAAAGUAAGUUGUUUCUGAAUCUAUCACACACAAUAUCACAUUCUACUCGUAUAUGAGCAUACUUUUUCUAUGAUAUACAUAGAACCGUCCCACCGAUGAAAUCUUUCGCCAUUUUGAAUUUGAUUCGGUAUCUACUUCAUAAACAAUGUUCUUAUUUAUUAUGUAAUCGAAGAUAAAUAUAUCCUUGGACAUUUACACUGCGCCUCUAGUCCCAAACUAAGCAAAGCUUGUACUAUGGGCACUAGACAACGGAUAUAAACAUACUUAAAUACUUUUUUUUUUGUAAAAUACAUACAUAUUAUACACCCAGAUAAUAUUGUGGAUUAAUUACAUUGUCAUUGACACUAUAUUCACGCAAUAUUCCUGAUAUUUUACUGCGUUGGCGAGCAAAGUACCUAUUUAAUUCAUAUGAUAACCAUCCGUCCAACAUGUAUAAUUAUGAUAAUGUAAAUAAAUAUUUAUUUAAAACGAA
Molecule: messenger RNA, 1905 nt
Organism: Ostrinia nubilalis (European corn borer)
Lineage: Eukaryota; Metazoa; Arthropoda; Insecta; Lepidoptera; Crambidae
Exons: 2
Coding region: 129-677 (182 amino acids)
Source: RefSeq, a predicted model, not a curated record